Molecule: messenger RNA, 570 nt
Organism: Puma concolor (puma)
Lineage: Eukaryota; Metazoa; Chordata; Mammalia; Carnivora; Felidae
Gene: PRADC1
Product: protease associated domain containing 1
Source: RefSeq, a predicted model, not a curated record
GAGAUGGUCCCCGGCGCCGCGGGCUGGUGUUGUCUCGUGCUCUGGCUCCCCGCAUACGUCGCGGCCCACGGCUUACGCAUCCAUGAUUAUUUGUACUUCCAAGUGCUGAGUCCUGGAGACAUUCGAUACAUCUUCACGGCCACACCUGCCAAGGACUUUGGUGGUAUCUUUCACACAAGGUAUGAGCAGAUUCAUCUUGUCCCUGCGGAACCUUCAGAGGCCUGUGGAGAACUCAGCAACGGUUUCUUCAUCCAGGACCAGAUCGCUCUGGUGGAGAGAGGGGGCUGCUCCUUCCUCUCCAAGACACGGGUGGUGCAGGAGCACGGCGGGCGGGCAGUGAUCAUCUCUGACAACGCGGUUGAUAAUGACAGCUUCUACGUGGAGAUGAUCCAGGACAGUACCCAGCGCACAGCUGACAUCCCUGCCCUCUUCCUGCUCGGCCGAGAUGGCUACAUGAUCCGCCGUUCCCUGGAACAGCAUGGGCUGCCAUGGGCCAUCAUUUCCAUCCCAGUCAAUGUCACCAGCAUCCCCACCUUUGAGCUGCUGCAACCGCCCUGGACCUUCUGGUAG